AUGGAAGAACCUCAAAAUAAUUGUCAAAUAUUAAAUAACAACAUGUUAUUAUUUAUACAAAAAAAUAUUCAUAUAUUUUUUCAACAAAUAAAUUAUUCUUGAUAAUUAUUUCCUUGUUACAUUAACCUGUCAAAACAAGCCACUUUUAUUAUUAUUUUUUCCAUUGAAAAUAAGAGUAAAAAAUAAAAUAUUUCAUCAUUUAGAUUGUUGUUUUAAGUUUUUUAUUUAUUGCAAAAGAGAAAUCUAUGAUUUAAUUUGUUGUUUUUUAUUUAUUGAUCAAAUUGCUAAUGAACAAAUGAUACUUUGAAAAAUAUGGAUAAUUUAACUCAACAGAUUGAUGAAAUUGAAGCACUAUGUGCAAUUUAUGGUGAUGAUUGGCAUGUUGAAAACGAGGAACAUCGUUCAUACAGUAUUGACAUUGUCAAUGACAAUGAUAAACCUAUAAAAUUAUAUUUAAAAUUACCAGAUGAUUAUCCAUCAUCAUCACCACCUUCCUAUGAACUCUUUGCACCUCACUGGAAUUUUAUAAAAAAACAACAUAUUUAUCAGCUUCUCGACGAGAUUUACUUAUCUUUAGCUGGUGAAAAUGUAAUUUAUCAAUGGGUAGAAAAAAUUCGUGAAGAAUCAACUAAUAAUGAUACUCCAAAGAUGGAAAAAAAUAUAGAAAAUAAUGAUGAUACCUUAGUUGAGUUAAAAAAUACUGAAAAAAAUAAUAAUGACGAAAAAUGUCCAGAUAUUUAUCAUGGAGAAGUUAUUGUUGUUAAAAAAAGUUCAUUUCAAGGUCAUGCUGCUAGAGUUAAUUCACCAGAUGAUGUCAAACUUGUGCUGAAAAAUCUUUUGGAGAAUAAGAAAAUCGAAAAUGCAACUCAUAAUACAUAUGCAUAUCGAAUAACGAAUGAAGAAAAAAAAAUAUCAUUUCAAGAUUGUGAUGAUGACGGUGAAAAUCAAGCUGGUGGGAGAUUACUACAUUUACUUCAUAAUGUUCAUGUUACAAAUGUCAUUGUUAUUGUGUCAAGAUGGUAUGGUGGCAUCAAACUUGGCCCAGAUCGUUUUCGUCAUAUAAAUAACUCAGCUCGUCAAGUGCUUGAAGUUGCAAAUUUUUUAUCAAAAAAUAAAGAUAGUAAAAAAUAAAUACAUAUUAUUUAUUU
Molecule: messenger RNA, 1148 nt
Organism: Aphidius gifuensis
Lineage: Eukaryota; Metazoa; Arthropoda; Insecta; Hymenoptera; Braconidae
Product: protein IMPACT-A-like
Exons: 4
Coding region: 313-1131 (272 amino acids)
Biological process (GO): regulation of translational initiation
Cellular component (GO): cytoplasm
Molecular function (GO): protein binding
Source: RefSeq, a predicted model, not a curated record